AUGGCCAAGUCGAAAGUACCAGACGCAAAACGAGAAAUCACAAUCCCGAAACUUGAGCUAAAUGCUAUUACCAUUGGAACACGAUUGUCUUUCAAUGUCAUUCAAAGUCUCACCAAUGAAAUCCAUAUUGAUCGUAUCCUUAUUCUAUCUGACUCCGAUAUUGCACUGAAAUGGGUCGCAUCACCGAAUACUCGUUCCAGUGGCGUCUUUGUAGCAGACCGCAUCAAAGAGGUGCAAACGAUUGUACGAGAUUUAAACUCAUUGAAAAUCUUGGUACAAUUUGGUUACAUCGACACAAACCAUAACUCAGCAGACUGUGGUACAAGAGGUCUAACGAAAGAUUAG
Messenger RNA from Necator americanus (New World hookworm), 345 nucleotides. RefSeq lists its product as uncharacterized. Lineage: Eukaryota; Metazoa; Nematoda; Chromadorea; Rhabditida; Ancylostomatidae. The coding region runs from base 1 to 345 and encodes 114 amino acids. The record is from RefSeq and is a predicted model, not a curated record. The transcript has a single exon.